Messenger RNA from Dioscorea cayenensis subsp. rotundata (Guinea yam), 678 nucleotides. RefSeq lists its product as uncharacterized. The coding region runs from base 2 to 580 and encodes 192 amino acids. The transcript is spliced from 2 exons. Lineage: Eukaryota; Viridiplantae; Streptophyta; Magnoliopsida; Dioscoreales; Dioscoreaceae. The record is from RefSeq and is a predicted model, not a curated record.
UAUGGAGAUACACUUGAUAUUGUCAAUAUUCGAUUUCCUGAACAUUACGAGACAGGAUAGCAACAACAACAUCUCUCCCUCUCUUUCUCUGAUGGGGAACACUACAUCAUGCACACCUUGCAUGGCCUCCAAUGGCUCCAUCAAGGUCAUUGACAUGAAUGGUGUGACCAAAGAGUACAAGCAAAUCAUAAAAGCAGAAGACCUCAUGCUGGAGCACAAUGGAAAAUUUAUCUGUGACUCAAGUCAUCUCAAGAUUGGUUGUAGAGUCCCCGGCCUCGCUGACAAAGACGAACUCCGGCGACACCGUCUCUACUUCCUCCUCCCUAUGGACAUGCUCUUCUCUGUGCUCACUGAGGAGGAAAUGGUCACAUUGUCAUUCAUGGUCACUAGAUCAGUGAAAAAAAGAGGCUCUAAGAAGCUAGCAAGGAUUUUUCCAAUCCUUACUGACUUCUUCUUGUGUCCGGCUUCUUCACCGGAGCCGGCAUCACCAAAGCCUGAAACAAAUGUUAAGUUUGAGAAGAAUGUUUCAAGGCAGUGGUCAUGGAGACCUUCAUUGGACACCAUUGAAGAGUCUGCUUGAAUGAACUAGUGAUGAAACUGAAAGCUCUGGUUUUUUUCUUUUUGGCUCUGUUGUUUAUGAAGUUUGAUUGUGUUCUUGUUUAUAUGAAAUGUUUUCCA